Pieris rapae (cabbage white) is the source of this 1739-nucleotide messenger RNA. RefSeq names its product CXXC-type zinc finger protein 1. Gene Ontology annotation, molecular function: DNA binding; zinc ion binding. Gene Ontology annotation, biological process: positive regulation of DNA-templated transcription. The transcript is spliced from 10 exons. The coding region runs from base 177 to 1664 and encodes 495 amino acids. Lineage: Eukaryota; Metazoa; Arthropoda; Insecta; Lepidoptera; Pieridae. The record is from RefSeq and is a predicted model, not a curated record. Gene Ontology annotation, cellular component: Set1C/COMPASS complex.
CAUUUUUAUUUCGCUGAAUGUAUAUUGGAGUAAAUUGAAUAUUAUCCUAUUGAAGUAAUUAUUUGAUAUUCAAUAAUUUUGUCGUUAUUAUCCAUACAGGAGUCAGGAUCCACACUGUUAAAGAAGUGGAUGAAUGCUGUUAAGAUUGUAAUUAUUGUUCAUUGUACAUUUUCACAAUGAGUAUGAAGAAAUAUAAACAAAGUAAAGCAGAUAUUGCGAAACAAUUUGACUUACCUGAGCGCCAGUCAAAGAUUACCAGUUUAUUAAAUCAAGCUGGGCAAGCAUAUUGUAUAUGUCGUUCUUCGGACAGCUCUAGAUUUAUGAUAGCAUGUGAUGCCUGUGAGGAAUGGUAUCAUGGAGAUUGUAUUAAUAUAUCUGAAAAAGAAGCUAAAUACAUUAAGAACUAUUUCUGUGAUCGGUGUCGAGAGGAGGAUCCUAGCCUUAAAACUAAAUUCAGACCACAGAAAAGAGAAAAUGAUGGAGAUUCAGGUCGAGAUGAGGGCAGAAAGAAGAAAAAAGAAAAAGAGUACUCUGAAAAUAGAACUUCCAGAAGACCAGCAAAGGAUGGCUGUGGUGACUGCCCUGGAUGCUUACAGCUAACUGAUUGUGGGCAUUGUGAUGCAUGUGAAGAUAUGUAUAAAUAUGGCGGUAGCAACAAGCUAAAGCUCAAAUGUCGAAAAAGGCAGUGUGUUAAGACCAAGAAAAGCUCCAGAGUGUCUAGCAGUAACCGUAUAAAAAAGAAACACCAUGAACGCGAAGUGUAUGAGCCAGAGGAGUCGAUUGCUCAUCUCCAAACAUCUGACCCUCGGCACUGCUAUGGCCCUCAAUGUACAAGAGCUGCUCAAUAUGGUUCCAAGUAUUGCUCACCUCAAUGUGGUAUGCGUCUGGCUACAGCAAGGAUAUAUCAGGUGCUACCCCAACGCAUACAGGAAUGGUCGCUAUCGAGCUGUGUCGCUGAACAACACAAUCGUAAAGCGCUUGAAGUGGUCCGUAGCGGGUUGGCUAAAGCGCAGGCAGCGCUUAGAGCGUUGGACAAGCAACAUUCUGAUUUGGAUACUUUGCUAGAAAGGGCUAAACACGCUACUAUACAACAUAGUGAUGAAAAGGAACUAGACGAUGAAACGUCAAUGUACUGUGUGACCUGUGGCCACGAAAUACAUUCCCGUACAGCGGUCAAACAUAUGGAGAAGUGUUUCGUCAAGUAUGAGGCGCAAGCGUCGUUCGGAAGUCGCCACAGAACAAGGAUUGACGGACAGAGCAUGUUCUGCGAUUAUUACAAUGCUUCUAAUGGGACUUACUGUAAGCGACUACGGGUGAUGUGUCCAGAACACUUCAAGGACCCCAAAGUGAUCGAUACAGAUGUGUGUGGAUGUCCCCUGGUUAAGAACGUGUUUGACCCCACAGGGGAGUUCUGUAGGGCUCCAAAGAAGUCCUGUCUCAGGCAUUAUCAGUGGGAGAAACUUCGGAGGGCCGAAAUUGAUAUGGAGAGAGUCCGACAAUGGUUGAGGUUGGAUGAACUGGUGGAACAGGAGAGGAGCAUUCGACUGGCUAUGGCCUCUAGAGCUGGUGUCUUAGGACUGAUGCUGCAUUCGACAUACAACCACGAGAUGGUGGAACGUAUCACAAAAGCCAACGAAAAUGGAAAACUCAAGGAAAGCUCCUGACAUCGGACAGAAUAAAAUCGGCAACUUUAUAAAAUGUGUUGUCAUUUAUAAUAAAUAAUUGUUUCUAUAUACAUU